Solanum verrucosum is the source of this 1318-nucleotide messenger RNA. Its product is annotated as SNF1-related protein kinase regulatory subunit beta-2. The record is from RefSeq and is a predicted model, not a curated record. Bases 226 to 1029 code for a protein of 267 amino acids. The transcript has 4 exons. Lineage: Eukaryota; Viridiplantae; Streptophyta; Magnoliopsida; Solanales; Solanaceae. Gene Ontology annotation, molecular function: protein binding.
UCUAAUCUAAAAUCUAAAUGGAACCAGAAAUCCAAUUCUUCUUUCCUUCAAUUCUCCAUAAACAUAAUUCUUCUUCCUUUUUUUACCAUAAACAUUAUUAAUGUCAAAGUUAAUUGUGAUGUCAUAAAAAAGUAGUGGGUAAACCGUGUUUAUAUAGUUACACAUAAAGGAAUGACUUUUUUGUAGAUUCUUUUCUGAGUUUUGUUUAAAAAAAUACAAACUUUAAUGGGGAAUGUUAAUGGAAGAGAAGAAAUUGAUCAAUCUGGUGUUGGGGUGCAAGAAACUAUGGAUGCUAGAGAUGGUGAAUUCAUGGGUCAAUCUCCACCUUCAAGUCCUAGGGCUUCUCAUUCGCCAUUGAUGUUUAGACCUCAGAUGCCAGCAGUCCCUUUACAAAGACCCGAGGAGUUGCACAUCUCAAACCCUUCGUGGAUGCAAAACACCUCAGGGUACGAAGACUUGAAGGAUGAGCAAGGAGUUCCCACACUGAUAUCAUGGACCUAUGAUGGCAAAGAAAUUGCCGUGGAGGGAUCAUGGGAUAAUUGGAAAUCAAGGAACCUUUUGCAAAGAUCUGGGAAAGAUUUCACCAUUUUGAAGGUGCUUCCUUCUGGAGUUUACCAGUAUAGGUUUAUAGUUGAUGGACAAUGGAGGUGUUCCCCUGACUUGCCAUGCGUUCAGGAUGAAGCAGGGAAUACUUACAAUAUUUUGGAUGUGAAGGAUUAUGUACCAGAAGAUAUCGAAAGCAUUUCUGGUUUUGAACCUCCUCUUUCCCCAGAUUCCAGCUACAGUAACUUGCAAUUUGGAGCAGAGGACUACGCCAAGGAGCCACCUUUAGUUCCACCUCAUCUACAAAUGACUUUGCUUAAUGUUUCAUCAUCUCCACCUCCUUUAUCAAGACCUCAACAUGUGGUACUUAACCACCUGUACAUGCAGAAGGGAAAGAGUACCCCAUCUGUGGUAGCACUCGGUUCAACUAAUCGAUUCCUGUCCAAAUACGUGACAGUGGUACUUUACAAGUCCAUACAGAGGUGAACAUAUGUCUUUUAAUAAUGUUAAGUUCGGUGACAAAUGAUUAGAAGUAAGGUCUCAACUCAUGGCCACUCAAGAAAAGUAGCAGAGGAAUGUGUCAAUUUACCUGUAAUCACUUAUACGUAUUGUAUUUCGCGAAAAAUUACACGAUUGAAAGAGAGAAACUGUGCUUGUUGUACUUUUGAGUUGUGCUGGAAUAUCUAGAGUUUAGUAGAUAGGAUAGGAUUGAAUGUUUCAGCUUUUGAAUGGAAUCCAUGAACCAUAAUCUCUCUCUUGUUGAAUGAAAAUUUUA